Messenger RNA from Colletotrichum truncatum, 2316 nucleotides. Its product is annotated as PARP-like domain-containing protein. The record is from RefSeq and is a predicted model, not a curated record. Gene Ontology annotation, molecular function: NAD+-protein mono-ADP-ribosyltransferase activity; NAD+ poly-ADP-ribosyltransferase activity. Gene Ontology annotation, biological process: double-strand break repair; protein poly-ADP-ribosylation. NCBI's taxonomy places the organism in Eukaryota, Fungi, Ascomycota, Sordariomycetes, Glomerellales, Glomerellaceae. Gene Ontology annotation, cellular component: nucleolus.
AUGCCCCCUAGGAGAUCGGGCAGAACUGCUGCUGCUGCCGCUGCUGCUCCAGCUGCUCCAGCAGCCCCUGCGGCUCAACCGCUAGACGGAGCCGUCAUUGCCAUCAGCGGCACCUUUGACAAGAAACACGCUGAGAUUGAGUCACUUCUCAACUCCCUUGGUGCCAGCAUCUCAAAGUCCGUCACCAAGAAGACGACGCAUCUCAUCACGACUCAGGAAGACUUUGACGCGGCCACCACAAAGGUCGCGGCCGCCCAGAAUAACAACCUCCCUAUUGUCAGCUUGGAGUGGGCCCAGGAAUGCGAGUCCAAGGGCUCCAAGGUCUCCGAGGACGACUUCGCCGUUGGCAGCCAAUCGAAGUCACAACCAAAGAAAACAUCCCGGCAAAAGACCCCUGUCGCAGCACCCAACGGAUCCAGCCAGAACGGAGCUUCUUCUCAGGCCAAUGCCUCCCAGCAGGGCGCGUCUCAGUCGCAGCCCGCUGCCGCAACCAAGGCCAACGGAUCGCGCAAAAAGCGCACCAAGGACGCUGCGCAAUCCGACAAUGAAAGUGAUGCGCCACCCGAGCCAAAGAAGAAGAAAGCCGCCAAUGGCACCAAGGGAAAACGCGUGGCUUCUGCCGCGCCCUCUGACGAUGCUGAUGCUAAGACCGACGUAAAGAAGGAUGAUGAUGCCGAUAUCAAGACCGACGUGAAAAAAGAAGCCACUGCCGACAGUCAGGCUCCAAAGAAGCAACCCCUCGCUGAAGGUCAAGUCGCUAAGACUUUGAGCAUCUCCAUUCCCCUCGAUGAGGGAUGUUCCAUCCCCGGUGUUGUUUACAUUGCCCCUGACGGCGUUAUCUAUGAUGCAUCUCUCAACCAGACCAACGCAUCCAACAACAACAACAAGUUUUAUCGCAUUCAGCUCAUCCAAAAUGGCUCCAAAAAUGGACCUACUUACAAAGUCUGGACUCGCUGGGGUAGAGUUGGCGAGGCAGGCGCCAACGCGGUCCUCGGCGACGGCGAACUGUCUGAAGCUCUCAAGCAGUUUGACAAGAAGUUCAAGGACAAGAGUGGACUGUCCUGGGCUGACCGCGGAAAGGAUCCCAAGCCCAAAAAGUAUGCUUUCAUUGAGCGCAGCUACGAGCCUGAUUCGGACGACGAUGAUGAUACAGCCGGCGAUGUGAAGACCAAGGAAGAAGAGCCCGAGGAGGACAAGGUGUCUGUCGCAUGCACCCUUGAGAAACCGGUCGAAGAGCUGAUGGGCCUUAUCUUCAACCCGGGUUACUUUGCGCAAGCCAUGUCGUCCAUGAACUACGACGCCAAUAAGCUGCCCUUGGGUAAGCUCAGCAAGAACACCAUUGUUCGCGGUUUCCAGGCACUCAAAGAUUUGAGCGCCCUUUUCUCCGACCGCACUCUUGCGAGCUCCAAGUACUCCAUGACCCCUGUAGAGGCAAAUGAGCAUUUGUCCAACUUGUACUACACCUUGAUUCCGCAUGACUUCGGUCGAACGCGCCCACCCAUCAUCAGCACUCCAGCUACCCUCAAGAAGGAGCUUGACCUGCUUGACAGUUUGUCAGACAUGAAGGUUGCGUCCGACCUUAUGAAGGCUGACCGCAAAGCUGUCGACGUUCACCCUGCCGACAAACAAUUCCAAAGCCUUGGAAUGGACGAGAUGACUGCUCUUGACCACAAGAGUGAAGAGUUCACCUUGCUCUCGGACUACUUGAAUGGAUCGAAGGGUUCAACCCACGGUGUCAACUACACGGUGCAAGAGAUCUUCCGUAUCGAGAGAAACGGUGAGCUGGAUCGCUUCAAGGCGGCCAAUGUUAGGAACACCAAGACCGAUCGACGACUACUCUGGCACGGCUCUCGAGUUACAAACUUUGGUGGUAUCCUUAGCCAGGGUCUCCGAAUUGCCCCUCCUGAAGCCCCAGUCAGUGGAUACAUGUUCGGAAAGGGUAUUUACCUCGCAGACAUGUCAACCAAGUCUGCCGGCUACUGCGCCUCGUACAACUCUGGCGGUGAAGCCCUUUUGCUGCUCUGCGAAGCUGAACUUGGCGACCCAAUCCAAAAACUCAUCCAGUCAAGCUACAAUGCGGGCGAUACUGCCAAAGCCAACGGCAUGCUAUCAACCUGGGGACAGGGUAGAACAGGACCCAGCAAAUGGAUGGAUGCAAGCUGUGUUAAUCCGUCGCUCAAGGGCAUCCAAAUGCCCGACACAAGCGUUACCCCAGGUGAUACGGGUGUUAAAAACGCAAGCCUCUACUACAACGAGUUUAUCGUUUAUGAUGUCGCUCAAAUCCGCCUUCGAUACUUAUUCCGCGUCAAGAUGUAG